Molecule: messenger RNA, 459 nt
Organism: Bacidia gigantensis
Lineage: Eukaryota; Fungi; Ascomycota; Lecanoromycetes; Lecanorales; Ramalinaceae
Exons: 2
Coding region: 1-459 (152 amino acids)
Biological process (GO): protein phosphorylation
Molecular function (GO): ATP binding; protein kinase activity
Source: RefSeq, a predicted model, not a curated record
AUGGAGCCAGAGGAUGCGAAAAGCUGGCAGGACAAAAAAUGCGUCGUUUUCAAUCUCCUGGUCGGCCUAAAUACGCGUGGCAAUUCCUCCCACCUGAGAUUCAGGAAGACAAGUGGUAACGAAUACGGCCAACGUCUUGACAUCUGGAUGCUUGGUCUGGCACUAGCACGUCAGUACUAUGGUUUUGGCAACCACAAAAAGAACAAUGCGCGUAAUAAGCAGGGCCACGAUAUUCUGGUGAGGGGUCUAAGAGAAGACCGAAGAUCGAUUAUCUCACCCAUGCUUGCUGACAUGCUUGCCUGGGACGCUUUACACCGGCCGUCAGCGCGACAGCUUCUGGCUCAUCCAGAGUUCGGUCUCUGCAAAGCACCAGCAUUUAAGGCAGGCUCAAAACGCGAAUUAUCAGGCCCUGCAAAGGCCGAGGUACUUGAGAAACAAUCAAAACGCGGCGGCGGAUGA